CAUGAAAUAAUUCACACUGGAGUGAAACCAUAUGUAUGUAAGAAAUGUGGGAAAGCUUUUAACACACGGGCAAAUUGUCAAAUACAUGAAAGAAUUCACACUGGAGAGAAACCCUAUGUAUGUAAGCAAUGUGGGAAAGCUUUUAACACACAGACAAAGUGUAAAAUACAUGAAAGAAUUCACACUGGAGAGAAACCAUAUAUAUGUAAGCAAUGUGGGAAAGGUUUUACCCAACGUGGAGCUUGUAAGCAACAUGAAAGAAUUCACACUGGAGAGAAACCAUAUGUAUGUAAGCAAUGUGGGAAAGCUUUUAACACACAUGCAUAUUGUAAGGUUCAUGAAAGAAUUCACACUGGAGAGAAACCCUAUGUAUGUAAGCAAUGUGGGAAAGCUUUUAACACACGUGCACAUUGUAAGGUUCAUGAAAGGAUUCACACUGGAGAGAAACCCUAUGUAUGUAAGCAAUGUGGGAAAGCUUUUAACACACGUGCACAUUGUAAGGUUCAUGAAAGAAUUCACAAUGGAGUGAAACCAUAUGUAUGUAAGCAAUGUGGGAAAGCUUUUAACACAUGGGCAAAUUGUAAAAUACAUGAAAUAAUUCAUACUGGAGAGAAACCCUAUGUAUGUAAGCAAUGUGGGAAAGCUUUUAACACAUGGGGAGAUUUUAAGAAACAUGAAAGAAUUCACACUGGAGAGAAACCCUAUGUAUGUAAGGAAUGUGGGAAAGCUUUUAACACAUGGGCAAAUUAUAAAGUACAUGAAAGAAUUCACACUGGAGAGAAACCCUAUGUAUGUAAGCAAUGUGGGAAAGCUUUUAACACACGGGCAAAAUGUAAAAUACAUGAAAGAAUUCACACUGGAGAGAAACCAUAUGUAUGUAAGCAAUGUGGGAAAUGUUUUACCCAAUAUGGACAUUCAUCUUAUAAUUAA
Cavia porcellus (domestic guinea pig) is the source of this 930-nucleotide messenger RNA. Its product is annotated as zinc finger protein 709-like. Lineage: Eukaryota; Metazoa; Chordata; Mammalia; Rodentia; Caviidae. The annotation marks the transcript as partial. The transcript has 3 exons. The record is from RefSeq and is a predicted model, not a curated record.